Messenger RNA from Fusarium verticillioides 7600, 4120 nucleotides. RefSeq lists its product as hypothetical. Gene Ontology annotation, biological process: exocytosis; Golgi to plasma membrane transport. Bases 961 to 3696 code for a protein of 911 amino acids. NCBI's taxonomy places the organism in Eukaryota, Fungi, Ascomycota, Sordariomycetes, Hypocreales, Nectriaceae. The record is from RefSeq and is a predicted model, not a curated record. The transcript has 2 exons. Gene Ontology annotation, cellular component: exocyst.
CGCGCGGACUUCCGCUCCAUUGCUAGGUACAGGUUGAUAUUUUCUUCUUCUUUUCUUCCCGUCCUUCCACGGGAGCGUUCACAAUCCAGAAGCCUUCUCCGAGCAACGGGGGGCCGGUGGGCACCCGUAGUUCACCUGAUGUUUCACAGAGAAACCACAGAAAUGCACGUCACAGCAAUAAGUGACGCCACAGCUGGACUGCCACACUUGAACCCCACAGCCCGGGCAUUCAUUCAUUACCUGGCCAUUGCCCAGCCACAUACACCGUGCCUAGGAGGUGUACCCAGGAUAGGUACCUAGCUUCUAGCUCAUCAUAACACUAGAUCUCCAAGCACCUAUUCACAGCAACAUCAUCUGUGAUAUAAUAGACCCGUGCAACAUUGCGCGUGUGUCAUUCGUUGUUAAACUUGUUCCCCAGACUAGAGAAUAGUUCGCAAAGAUAACUGCGCCGACCCUAUCGAGUAUGCGACUGCACCCCUAAGUUCUAACUCAAGACCAUCAUCAGAAUCACCAUGGCCGAUACCGAGCGUACGAUCCUCGAUUUUUACCAGAUUCCUACUCUGUAUCCUACAGAAUGGCCAGCUGAGAAGGACCUGGAAGACUUGGACGAUGAUGAUGAAGGCGAGAAAAAUGCUGCUAUAAAACGAAGACAGUCCCGUUAUCAGGCGCUCGAGAGAGCCGUGAGCCAACGAAGGAGCAACAUUCCCAGAGAAGACGACCAAGGAGGUGUUGGAAACAUUGUUCAAAAAGACGAGCCGGAUCCGCUAGGGACUACCGAUAGCGUCGUCAGAACACUGAAGCAUCUUGGUCUGCCCCUCCAAGAUGACCACCGACUACGUAUGCUCCCGUGCCAUGACUGUACGAUUCACGGAUAUGAUAGAUUGACGGCGUGUGGCUAAACCAGGCAAUCGAUUCCUACUCUCCUCAACAACAUUUUCGCCAGCUCUCUUCCUCUCCCAGAUGCAUGCUACUGCCGACACUCGGAGUCUCCUUAAUGGUCUCGAUGUUCUAUCACAAUCCAUCGAUCAAAAGUCAGCGUCCCUCAAGGUCCUCGUCGAGACCAACUUCGAAAGAUUCGUCAAAGCCAAAGCAACAAUAGAUAAUGUCUAUAAGGAGAUGAAAUACCGCGGAAUGGAACCACCUGACGCCAAUAAUGCGCAUUCCAAUGCAGCCCAGCGUCGCAGUUAUCGCAAUAGUGUGGCGGGCGGUGCUGGGUUAGGAAUCAACAAUCCUCUGACAUCUCCUAAUAUUGACACGCGUAAAAAGAAUGCACUGACAAAAGAGAGCGAGUACGGCGUGCUGGGAAUAAAGGGCCCUCUACUGGAAGUUUCUGCAAAGGCUGAGGACGUAUGGGGGCCUGCUUUAGGAGGAAGAGAGAAGGAGGAAAACCUCAAAACCGUUUCAAAUCAUCUCACAAGAUUCAAGGACUACGUUGAGCUGAGCACGUCGAUAGCAGACAGCAUCAAACGCAAGGACUAUGAAUCUUUAGUCGACGAGUUCAGCAGGGCAAGGAAAAUUGCAGACGAAGCUCGACGAUUGACAGAGGAAAUAGGGGACGAGACACCAACAGAGCCCCAACUUUACCAGUUGUUGAUAGCGGGACGCAUGUGGUACGAUGUUGACCAGCAGAUACGCGCCUUCAAACGCGACAUCUGGAAGAGGCUGGUCACUCUUCACACCGCAUCCAGGAUGGAUGGCACAACUGGCCGUAUUCAAGACCAGCAUAUGGAACUCAUCGGACUGCUUCUUGAGCUUGGUGCCGAUGACAAUCCCAUCUGGGUGUGGCUCUUGAGUCGAUACGACCAUUUGAAGGGCAAAAUUCAAUUGACAGCAGACCGCUCAAAAGUUGAGAUCGAGGUGCUUCGCCGCCGGCUGGCCAGUAACGAUAAGCCGAACCCCAAUAUUAUCGCUGCGCAUCUUCGAUCCCUAGGAAGGCCGGUGAUUGAGGAUAAACCUUUGACAUUCGACUCGCCUGAAGUAAUUGAGCUCUGGGAGAAGAUGUUAUCGUUCCUCAACAGUCUCCUAUCAAGUGAAGGUAUUCUGGGUGAGGUGAUAGAGUUCUGGCAGACAGUGCAGGGGUUCAUCAAUGGGUCUGCUCAAGCCGCCCUCCCCGUUGGAUAUCGCGGCGAGUCUCGGCAUCACCAUGAACUCUCACCGCAGAGCGUUGACGAGUUACGAAAAGGAGCUGUGGAACUAGUGGACUUGCUCCGAGAACACACUUAUUCAUUCUUCGUGGAUAUGCCUCCCGAAGAUGUAUCACUGCUAUUCUCACCAAUCCCCAAUACGCCAGCCCCGACGACGCCCGGAUCCGCCGCAUUGUCGUCUCCAAGAGAUCCUCGCUUUAAUUUCGAUCCAAACAACAUGCCUCCUCCGUCGCCCAAGAGGGGUGAAGUCUGGGAAAAGUUGGCAUUCUGGCCUCCGUGGUCUAAUUCCAUCAGUGGUGUUCACUACCUGUCGAAGAUGCUGACUUUAGUUGGCGCUGGAGCUGGCGACUUAGCAUGUAUUGAGCCAAUAGAGUCCGGAGCAAGCCAGGUGAUUGAUCGCCUUAGGAGUCUUGUUGGGGGUUCCCGAGAGCGAUGCGUGACAGCUUUGUGCGCAGCCUGGAACAGAGAUGCCGAGAAUAUUAAGUAUGUUGAGGACUGGCAGCGCUCGGUUGAGAUGGGGGACGUGACACGAAUGCCAGCUAGCUUCGCUGCCUUCGAAGGAGCAGUCCUAUCAGGCAUGCAGAAAAUACUCUACAUCCCCGACGCCAUGUCCAGGUCAGGCUCGGGAGAUAUUGUCUUGCCACCUCCGACCAAGCUUCUCAUGAUGGUCCGCAGCCAGUAUGUUACCACUCUGUACAAGGCAUUGAGUGGCAUGGUCGAAAACGCCGAGCGCUCUUUGAAGAAGACGGAGGACGACUGGUUAAUCGAUAGCGAGAGAUCGCUUGCAUUGGCUGCGACGCCGAGCAUGGCAGGCAAAGGAGCAUUGGACUCAGGGGAUAGAAACAUUCGCAUGCUCAUGACCCUGAGUAACCUGUCAUCAUUGCGGUCACAAGUAGUGCCAAGUCUCAACUUGCAAUUUGAGAAUGCCUUCUCUGUCAAGUUGACUGAUGAGUCCAAAAAGAUCCGUGAAGUUCUUGGACAGAUUCACGAACGACUUUUCCAGUCCUACACGAAACAGUCAAUCGAAAGGCUUCGCGAUGUCAUUCAAUCAGGCAUCUCAGCCCCUGACUGGGCUCCUGGCCAAGGGCAGCGUACCCAGACAGCUAAACCAUAUGUGUACGAGGCGCUUCUUACUCUCGUACUUGUCCACUCUCAGGUUUCUACUACUGCGCCGGCUCUUACAGUCGAAGUCUUGUCAUUCCUCCUCGAACAGACGUCCACCCAGCUCCUAGAAGCCUUCCGACGUCGGCCGCGAUAUACUCUAGAGGCACUCAUGCAAGCAACCCUCGACGUAGAAUUCGUUGCCCAGACCCUCAGCCACUACACUUCGGAGCGUGCUUCGGAGCUUCAGAGCCAGAUCUAUCAAGAGCUUGAUGCACGUACGGACAACGAGGCCCGCGCACGUCUCCAAGGUGAACUGUCCGAAAUGCGCAACGUUCUCAAACGUCUGAGAGAAGCGAGCAAAAAUGAAUUUGCUUGCUUCAAGAAGCCAAAAAGGCCAGGCCACGGCCCCAGCAGAAAUAAUAGCGGACUGUCCGGUAUCUCAGCCUAGAAGGCUCAGGAUCCGUAUAUUUCCAGCAUAUCAAGCAACCAAGAGCUGGAGGAUGAUAGUUACACGACGGCCAUGGACUCUACGGGUUAGAGUACGCUCGGUGAAGAGGUCUGUAUAGUUCAAAAUACGUAGUACUGGAGCAUAAGCGAAGUGAAUCAUGGACAAGUUUCUUCACUUUUGCAAACCCGUCCCAUCGCUGAAAAUAUCAUCAAAGAACCUCCGAGGUAUAUUGUUUCUUGGUGUUUUUUUUCUAUACCGUGAACGCCGUAGUUGAACCACUACCCCUGGUUCUAUUUUGUUUUUGUUGACUUUUCCUGCUCCCUCUCAUAUCGUUGGGCCAAAGGCACCGUGCCUAGUCAUACAUCGGUGUAGUAUAUAUCGUGUGGUAUCAAAAUUCAUAUUCUUUUCCGUCCAGUCAUUAGCC